GCAAUGUUGCGUACCAUGAACAAGACCCUGAGGAGCGAGAUUGGUCACCAGAAAGCAACCAUGAUUUUCGAGACGUCGAAAGUUGUCAACGGCACAGUGGAAGUUGCGGACGACCAGGGAUUUCGAGACGAGUUUUUUCACCUGAGAUACAGCAACUGCUACUCGUACAACGUGGAGUGGACGGGCUCUGGAGUCAGGGACGCCGAGAUAGCGCGCCAGAUCGACUUGAGACUGAUCCUGUUCCUGGAGCAGCAAGAGUACCCGCGCCCGGACGUGUGGCCCGGUGCCCAGAUCGUAUUUCACGACCCCGAGGUCAUUCCCGACCCCGAGGUGGACGGCAUACCAUUGCGCGCUGGACACAACUAUAUUUUCACGCUCAGACAGAUGAUCACAAAGCGGCUGCCCAAGCCCUACUGGACUAAGUGCGUCAACUACCCAUUUGUGCGUCGAGAGCAGUACGUCAUGAAGAUGACCAAACCGCUGUGCGAGAAGGAGUGCGCCUACAACGCCUCGCUGCUCAUGUGUCGCUGCAUCCGCGUCGACGUGGCGCUGCCCUACGAGGUGGACUGGGACAGGCAGCCCUCCGGCAAGAGACGCUUCUGCGACGCCGACAUUGCACUGACACGCUGCUGGGUCAAAGUACUGGACGAAACUGAACGUUGCCAGAAGAAAUUCUGUCGACGACCAUGCCUGGAGAGCCAGUUCGAGACAUCCGUCACUCAGGACCCCUGGCCCGAUGAGAUUCUCUUCAUGCAGCACUUGGAUUCUGAUGGCCAACUUAUCUUCUAA
Rhipicephalus sanguineus (brown dog tick) is the source of this 789-nucleotide messenger RNA. Its product is annotated as degenerin unc-8-like. The record is from RefSeq and is a predicted model, not a curated record. Bases 4 to 789 code for a protein of 261 amino acids. Gene Ontology annotation, molecular function: ligand-gated sodium channel activity. Gene Ontology annotation, cellular component: membrane. The transcript has 8 exons. Lineage: Eukaryota; Metazoa; Arthropoda; Arachnida; Ixodida; Ixodidae. Gene Ontology annotation, biological process: sodium ion transmembrane transport.